CCUUUCAUUCAUAUUCACACCAUUUUCUAUUUUUGUGGUUUUUCCUUGACAAAUUUUACUAGUGAAAAACAUUUAAAAAUAAAUGUGGAUACAGAGAUAAUAACCAUGGCUUCAAUGGCGAUAUCAUCACCAGCUUAUUACAAGAGUGAGCUGAGAAGAGCCAUUAAGGUUUCUUCUUUGCUUCCCACAAUUGUCUCUCAGCAGCAGAAGCACCAAAACUUAAAUGAUAGUAAUUCAAAUCAGCUGAGUAGAAGGGAAAUUAUAUUGAGAAGCAGUGAGCUUGCACUUCUUGGGGCCAUUUUUCAGUUCAGUGGAAAAAAACCAGAUUACCUUGGUGUGCAGAAAAAUUAUCCAGCACUAGCAUUGUGCCCGGCCACAAAGAAUUGCAUUUCAACUUCAGAAAAUGAGAGUGAUUUUACUCAUUAUGCCCCACCUUGGAAUUACAACCCAGAAGAAGGGCGUGGGAGUAAAAAGCCCGUUUCUAAAGAAGCAGCAAUGGAGGAGCUUCUGCAAGUUAUAAAAUCAACAAAACCAGACAAGUUCACUCCACGUAUAGUUGAGCAGAAAGAUGAUUAUAUUCAUGUGGAGUAUGAAAGCCCUAUCUUGGGGUUUGUAGAUGAUGUUGAGUUUUGGUUCCCACCUGGCAAGAAAUCAGUAGUACAGUAUCGAUCAGCAUCACGCCUAGGGAACUUUGAUUUUGAUGUGAACAAGAAGCGAAUUAAGGCAUUGAGAGUAGAACUAGAGAAAAAAGGAUGGUCUUCAGAAGAUAGCUUUUGAUGGAGCUUGGAUUACCAAGAAAAAUGUCCCACAGACAAUGAAAGUCAGCAGAAGAUAUAUCAAUCUCAACAUCUUUUUUACGAGAAUCCUACAAGCUUCAUGUACCGUCAAGGAAAUACUGAGAUCUUAUAUGUUACUCAAUAAGAUAUGGC
Messenger RNA from Daucus carota subsp. sativus, 929 nucleotides. RefSeq lists its product as uncharacterized. The transcript is spliced from 6 exons. The coding region runs from base 106 to 777 and encodes 223 amino acids. Lineage: Eukaryota; Viridiplantae; Streptophyta; Magnoliopsida; Apiales; Apiaceae. The record is from RefSeq and is a predicted model, not a curated record.